AUGCCCGGUCCUGACCCAGGGCUGAUUGCGCAUACAGGCAAGGCGACGACGGCUGCGGCCGCGGCGUCGGCAGCGGCCACGCGGCAGCAGGAGGAUGCGCAGGAGUUCCUGGGCUUCCUGCUGGACUCGGCCCAUGAGGAGCUGCUGCGAUUGCGCCUUCUCCACGCCGCCUCCCUCGGCAAUCCCGCAGAGGGGUCGGAGGCUGGCGGAGAUGAUGAGGAGUGGCUGAUGGCGGGGCGCUCCAAGAAGAAGAAAGCCGGCGGCACGACGCUGGCGAGCGCGGUGUUUGGGGGCGCGCUGCGCAGCGAAGUGAAGGCAGCGGGGGCGCCGGCCAGCGCGACGCUGGAGCCUUGCUUUGUGGUGCAUCUGGACAUCCAACCGGACGCCGUGCGCUCCGUCUCAGACGCGCUCCACGCCUUCACCUCCCCCGAGACCAUCUCCGGGUACAAGGUGCGGGACAACUCGGAGGGCGUGACUGCGCGCAAGGUGGUGCAGCUGUACGCGCUGCCUCGCAUCCUGGUGCUGCACCUGAAGCGCUUCUCCUACGGCCUCACCGGCACUGGCAAGAUCCACAAGACCGUCCACUACGGCGACCGCCUGCGGGUGCAGCCGUCGUGGAUGGCGGAGGGCUGCCCGGACGCGCGGCACCGUGGUGGCGCAGACUACGACUUGAUCGCAGUCGUGCACCACCACGGCCGCACGCCAGCCGCCGGCCACUACACCGCCGAUGUGCGCCAGCCGGACGGCAAGUGGCUGCGCUUCGACGACGCUGAUCUCAUGUCGGUACCGCUCGCGCGCGUCGUGGACGACAACAAGGCCUACCUGCUCUUCUACCAGCUCCGCGAGUGA
Coccomyxa subellipsoidea C-169 is the source of this 849-nucleotide messenger RNA. Its product is annotated as cysteine proteinase. NCBI's taxonomy places the organism in Eukaryota, Viridiplantae, Chlorophyta, Trebouxiophyceae, Coccomyxaceae. Gene Ontology annotation, cellular component: nucleus; cytosol. The transcript is spliced from 5 exons. The record is from RefSeq and is a predicted model, not a curated record. The coding region runs from base 1 to 849 and encodes 282 amino acids. Gene Ontology annotation, molecular function: cysteine-type endopeptidase activity; cysteine-type deubiquitinase activity. Gene Ontology annotation, biological process: protein deubiquitination.